AACUGUUCGUCCUUCAUCCCUCAUCUAAAGCUCGUGUUACAACAGCAGCUUCCUGCAUCUAUCUGUUACUCCUGUUACUGCACGUACACAGCAACAACCUGUCAACAUGACUCAUGCAUAUCCAUUCCUGACUCCUGAGCAGAAGAAGGAGCUCAGUGAUAUUGCUCAGAGGAUUGUAGCUCCUGGGAAAGGCAUCCUGGCAGCUGAUGAAUCCACAGGCAGUGUGGCCAAGCGCUUCCAGAGCAUCAACGCUGAGAACACAGAGGAGAACAGGAGACUUUACCGCCAGCUUCUCUUCACUGCUGACGACAGGGUCAAACCCUGCAUCGGCGGCGUCAUAUUCUUCCACGAGACACUCUACCAAAAGACAGACGACGGCAAGCUCUUUCCCCAGCUGGUCAAAGAGAAGGGCAUGGUGGUGGGCAUCAAGGUGGACAAGGGUGUGGUUCCACUUGCCGGCACCAAUGGAGAGACCACCACCCAAGGUCUGGAUGGACUCUAUGAGCGCUGUGCUCAGUACAAGAAGGAUGGCGCUGACUUCGCCAAGUGGCGUUGUGUGUUAAAGAUCACCCCCAACACCCCAUCCAGCCUGGCCAUCAUGGAGAAUGCCAAUGUACUAGCCCGCUAUGCCAGCAUCUGCCAGAUGCAUGGCAUUGUGCCCAUCGUGGAGCCUGAGAUUCUCCCAGAUGGUGACCAUGACCUGCAGCGCUGUCAGUAUGUGACCGAGAAGGUGUUGGCAGCUGUCUACAAGGCUCUGUCUGACCACCAUGUUUAUCUGGAAGGCACACUGCUCAAGCCCAACAUGGUGACCGCUGGACACUCCUGCCCCAAAAAGUACAGUCCUCAGGAGAUCGCCAUGGCAACUGUCACCGCCCUGCGUCGCACCGUACCCCCUGCUGUGCCAGGUGUGACUUUCCUGUCAGGCGGCCAGAGUGAGGAGGAGGCCUCCAUCAACCUGAAUGCCAUCAACCAGUGUCCCCUUCACCGUCCCUGGGCCCUCACCUUCUCCUAUGGCCGUGCCCUGCAGGCCUCUGCACUGAAGGCCUGGGGAGGCAAGAAGGAGAAUGGCAAGGCCUGCCAGGAAGAGUAUAUCAAAAGAGCUCUGAAUAACAGCCAGGCAGCUCUUGGGAAGUACUUGUCCUCUGGAGAUAAGGGAGCAGCAGCUCAGGAGUCUCUGUUUGUGGCCAAUCAUGCUUACUGAAGUCAGCCAGGCUGCUCCUUUUCAGCACACUUCAUCCUCAUUCCACCCUGUCACUCCCUCACUUACUAAUUAUUCUACAUCACUCCAUUUGUAAAGAGACUAAAAGUGUUCCCAGCUAAGAAAACAUGAUUUUAAAUAGAUGACACUCCAGUUGUAUCCUUUCCUCAAGCUUUUGACUUGUAAAGUCAGUGUUACUGUACUGCCUAAUUGUUUGUGUUGUGUCACUUUAUUUUGUGUUUGCACAUUUAAACCCCACAGAAAGAAAGAGUUCCCCUACAGAGUCUUCCUCAGUUUGUAUUCCAUCUGUGGUUUCUGACAUUGUAUGAUUCUUAAGUACACGUGCCUUCAUUUCUAAAGUGUACCAGCAGCAAGAGUGAGACUUCAGAGACGAUGUAAUGCAUGUACUACUACAAUGUAUACACUGGAAAGAGCCUGAAAUUAAAAUAUCCCACAAC
Molecule: messenger RNA, 1656 nt
Organism: Scomber japonicus (chub mackerel)
Lineage: Eukaryota; Metazoa; Chordata; Actinopteri; Scombriformes; Scombridae
Product: fructose-bisphosphate aldolase A-like
Exons: 8
Coding region: 107-1201 (364 amino acids)
Biological process (GO): fructose 1,6-bisphosphate metabolic process; glycolytic process
Cellular component (GO): cytosol
Molecular function (GO): fructose-bisphosphate aldolase activity
Source: RefSeq, a predicted model, not a curated record